AUCCUUCCUCUGGUGACCCCAGAAAGAUGGGCCUCCUGUGGACCCCUCUGUCCCUGCUGCUGCUCCUGCUUGGGGAGCCUGCCUGCCUGAGGGCCCAGGACCACCCCAGCUGCCCAGGACCCAGGGAACUGGAAGCCAGCAAAGUUGUCCUCCUGCCUAGUUGUCCUGGAGCCCCAGGAAGUCCUGGGGAGAAGGGGGCUCCAGGUCCUCAAGGGCAACCUGGACCACCAGGCAAGAUGGGCCCCAAAGGCGAGCCAGGCGAUCCAGCCAACCUGCUCCGGUGCCAGGAGGGCCCCAGGAGCUGCCGGGAACUGCUAAGCCGGGGCGUCACCUUGAGCGGCUGGUACCAUCUGUGCCUACCUGAGGGCAGGGCCCUCCCAGUCUUUUGCGACAUGGACACCUCAGGGGGCGGCUGGCUGGUGUUCCAGAGGCGCCAGGAUGGCUCUGUGGAUUUCUUCCGCCCUUGGUCCUCCUACAAAGCAGGUUUUGGGAGCCAGGAGUCUGAAUUCUGGCUGGGGAAUGAGAAUUUGCACCAGCUUACUCUCCAGGGUACCUGGGAGCUGCGGGUAGAGCUGGAAGACUUUAAUGGCAACCGUACCUUUGCCCACUAUGCGACCUUCCGCCUCCUGGGGGAAGCUGAGCACUACCAGCUGGUGUUGGGCAAGUUCUCAGAGGGCACUGCAGGGGACUCCCUGAGCUUCCACAGCAAAAAGCCCUUUACCACCUAUGAUGCGGACCACGACUCGAGUGGGAGCAACUGCGCGGUGGUUGUCCAUGGUGCCUGGUGGUACGGAUCCUGCUAUCAAUCCAAUCUCAACGGGCGCUACGCAAUGUCCGAGGCUGCUGCCCACAAGUAUGGCAUCGACUGGGCCUCAGGUCGCGGUGUGGGCCACCCCUACCGCAGGGUUCGGAUGAUGCUUCGCUAGGGCACCCUGGCAGCCAGCACCCUUAUCUCUCCCAUACAGCUUCCUACCCAUGGCCAACCGACUCUGCUUCCUUGGCCGCAUUUAAAAAUAAAACCAUUUUAACCUUU
Messenger RNA from Lemur catta (Ring-tailed lemur), 1033 nucleotides. RefSeq names its product ficolin 3 (gene FCN3). The transcript is spliced from 8 exons. The record is from RefSeq and is a predicted model, not a curated record. Bases 27 to 926 code for a protein of 299 amino acids. Lineage: Eukaryota; Metazoa; Chordata; Mammalia; Primates; Lemuridae.